ACCGUUCGCUCAAAACGGUCGAUAACGCGCUUUUCGGGCUGAUAGUUCUGUGCAAUGUCGUGUCUCUCAAUCUUUCUGUGAUGCAAAUUUUGGCUUUUCUGCAGCCAUAGACAUCCAGGUCACACGCUAAUCCCACUCACGAUCACACAUAGUGUCCCAGAGUCACGCAAAAUCACCUCAAAAUCACUCCUAAAACCACAAAAUCACGCAAUUAAAAACCAACUUCAGCAAACAAUCUGCUAAAACUGAGAAUUUUGCAAAGUUCUCAUGGGAAAAAGCGAGUGAUGUGAAAAAAAGCUCGUGAAUUGUGUACGCAAAAGCACACAAGACACUUUUUGUAAUCACCUCCACCUUAUUCUUAUUCUGCAAAUUUUCGGCAAUAAAUCGCGAAAACACGAAAAAGAAAAAAAAAACAGAUAUUUCUCUUCCGAGGAACACGCGUCUUUUUUAUCUACAGAAUCAUCCUCUCUCUCUCAAUAAAGUGCAGAAAAAUAAAAUAAAAGGAGAAAAAAAGCAAUUUCCAAACCCAUCGAGAAAAAUGGUGAAAAAAUGUUACGAAAAAGUUGAUGGAAUUUUUCAGCAAAAGGAAUAAUUCACCAAGAAAUUUGUGGAUACAUGCGUGAUGUAGGAACGCCUCCACAGAGGCCACAAGAUUACUUCUGAGACAUACACAUAGACACAAAAAAAAGUAGCUAGUAAUUGAUCUCAAAAAGUUCUACUGCACACUGAGAAAAUGGAGAGAGAAGAGGAAAAAGAAGAGAAAAUUAGUAGGAAAAAGGGGAAGGAGAAAUCUGUCGGGAAAAUGCCUGAUCCAGACAGUUACGAUGAUGAGCUCGUGUCAGCAAAUCAGAAUCAACGAAAUUGGCGCGGUAUUCUCAUAGCCCUUCUCGUGAUAAUAAUCGUUUUGGCGCUAAUUGUCACAUCAGUGGUCCUCCUGACACCGCCCGAUGAGGGCCCUCGAGUCAAGGGGGAACGGAUAAAGCUGCAGGAUAUUGUGAAUGGAGACUACAAUCCUGCCCAAGUAAACGGAGACUGGGUGGGACCCGAUGAGUUUCUCUAUGAAAAUCAAUGGGGCGAAAUAAGUCUGCUCAAUGUGGCGAAUCUCACCGCCAAGACACUAAUGACCAACACAACAUUCAAAUCACUAUCUCCAGUGAAGUUUUCCGUGUCGCGCGAUAGAAAGUACCUUCUGCUGGCACAUAAUGUCCAGAAACUUUUCCGACACUCCUUCCUGGCACAAUACAGCAUCUUCGAUGUCGCCACGAGUGAGACAAUCGAACUGUCCCCCCAUCCAGAAAAUCCCGAAUGGCCCUUCCUUUUGCACGCCCAAUUCACACCCAAUGGAAACUCCAUCGUGAUGGUGCACAAGUACGACAUCUACUUCCGCACCAGCCCCAAAUCACCAACAUCGUACAGAGUGACAAAUACAGGGGUGCCUGGAGUCAUUCACAAUGGAGUAGCCGAUUGGCUGUAUGAGGAGGAAGUUCUGGGAACUUCUGCCUCAAUAGCUCUGUCCAACGAUGGACAUCUAAUGCUCUACGCCACCUUCAAUGAUACUCUCGUGAAGGAGCAGAAAUUCUCGUGGUACGGCGUCACGAAUUCGCUGGGCAGCGAGAAUCUCUACCCAGAAAUCCGAUCGAUUCGAUACCCAAAGCCAGGCACAACAAAUCCCACCGUAACUCUCAAUAUUGCUGACCUGGCCAAUCCCAAGAACAUCAGGAUUCGUGCACUGACGCCACCGGCAGUCCUGGCCAAUGAAGAUCGAUACUUCACGAGUGCAGCAUGGAUUUCUCAGACAGAAGUCAGUGUUGUGUGGCUCAAUCGACCACAGAAUCUAUCUGUGGUUAGUCUAUGCAAGAGUCCCAUGUGGGUGUGCCAAGAGACUCACCGCGUCAGCGGAGACAAUCGCGGUUGGGUCGAUGAAUAUUCUGUGCCAUUUUUCUCCGCCAACGGAAGUUCGUACAUCGCGGUGUCGCCCCUGAGGGAUGGGGGCGCCGGACAUUUUCGGCACCUCGUAUACAUUCACAUUCCCAAAAAACAAAUCCUUCCACUAACCCAUGGUCGCUACGAGGUCACCAAGAUCGUUUAUUGGGAUCAAGUCAACAAUUUCAUCUAUUACCUGGGCACGCCAGAGUAUCUUCCUGGGCAACAGCAUCUGUACCGUGUAUCCUCGAGCCCGCCAAAAUUCGGAGUGCCACUGCGUCCACCUCGCUGUCUCACCUGUCCGAGUCUCAGUCGCGGGGGCACCACAACAAAGUCCCCGCCGAGACUCGUGACGAGCUGGGAUGAUGAUUGGGAGGAUGAGGUGGUCACAGCGGCUCCCCCUACGACGCCCCCAAAGCGUCAGAAGAAGAAGAAAAAGGACUCCCAACCCCGUGGACCACUACCCUGCCAAUACCACACCGCCCUCUUCGCCCCUCCCAGUGCUACGCCCUUCGUCCGGAUCGAUUGCCUGGGUCCCGAGAUCCCCACCAGCGCCAUCUACCGGAUAGCCCAUGAGAACCGCGAGAAACCACUUCAACUCGUCACAGCCAUCCAGAACAACACGAAACUCCGCGAGAAAGUGGCCAGGAUCGCCAUGCCACAGAUAAAAUCCUUCCCUGUGAUGAUUUCCGGCGGAUACUACGCUCAGGUUCGACUGUUUCUGCCCCCAGGACUUCGGGAAGACGAAAUUACGCGAUACCCUAUGAUCUUGCACGUCUAUUCGGCUCCCGGGACGCAACUGGUCACCGAAAAAUGGCGAAUCGACUGGAACACCUAUCUGGCCGGCACGAAGGAUUACAUUGUGACCCAGAUUGACGGCAGAGGAUCCAGUGGACAGGGCUAUCAGCUCCUCCACGAAGUCUACCGACGAUUGGGAACUGUUGAGGUUUCAGAUCAGCUCGAAGUUACCGAAUAUCUCAGAGACAAUCUACAUUUUGUCGACAAACGUCGCGUUGGGGUCUACGGAUGGAGUUUCGGUGGAUUUACAGCCACUCUAGCACUGGCCAACUCUCAAUCCCUCUUCCAGUGCGGCAUUAGCGUAUCUCCCAUUACAAACUGGAAGCUCUACGAUUCAGCUUACACCGAAAGGUACAUGGGAUUACCGAAUGUGACAGACAACUACAAGGCUUACGACGAGUCAGACCUGACGAAAGUAGCUGAUAUGCUGAGGGAUAAGCAUUUUAUGAUGGUUCAUGGAACAGCAGACGACAACGUCCACUUUCAGCAGAGUAUGAUGCUGGCAAAGGCUUUAGCCAGCAAGGGAGCCCUGUUUAAGCAGCAAAUCUACCCGGAUGAGGGUCACAAUUUGUCAGGCGUUAAGCGUCACCUGUAUCGCUCCAUGACACUCUUCUUUGAAGAUUGCUUUAAGAAACAAAUUCCCAUCGAAAUGAAGUCUGGACUGGGAAAUGGAGGUUCAUCGGAUUAAGUCACACAAAUCCAACCUAUCUCUUCACCUCAACAACCUAUUUUUCUCACCAGUUUUUUGUGUGUUAAAAAAAACAAAUUGUGAAUCAGAGACAAAGAACUUAAAAAAGAAAUAAUUUGAGUGAUGCUAAAAGUGCCAAAUAUUUGAUGUUGUAUUCACAGACAGAAAAUCCAAUACCACAGCUAAAACAAAUAAAACUAUUAUCCGGACAGCAAAGCCACAAUUCAAUUGAUGGCACUUUAAAAAAAAACAAGCUCAAAAACAUUUUAAAGUGAACCAGUUAGAGGAAAAAAGCUCACGUCUGAGGGGCAUUUCACUGAGACAAAAUUGGUAUCUGACGAAUUUUUACAAAUUAUUCGGAAUAUUCGGAAUAUUUGCAAAGCAUUCGCAAUAUUCAUGGUAAUCUCGAUAAAUAUUCGCAAUAUUCCUUUCUGAAUAUUCUUAAUUUUUGCAGAAUAAUCGUAUUAUUCGCUAAAAACGUAUUAUUCGCAAAAUUUGCGAUAUUCGGAAUAUUAUUUAUAUUCUCGAUAUUCGUUAUUCGGUAAAUAUUCGAGGAUAUUUCUACUUAUUUCCAUACUUAUCCGGCGCUACAACUAAUUGCUGGUUUUAUAGACGAAGGAAUUAAUUCUAGACUUCGUGCCGCUUGCUAAAUUUUGAUCAAGGACUCUUGCACAGCUCUGGGAUUUCGUCCCAUAAUAUCGAUAUCGUCAGUAUAGGCCAAGAACUGAGUGGACUAAUUGAGAAUGACAACAAUACCAUUGUUCACACGGAAUUUUCGUGACAUUCAAUAAUUCUACUAAUUAUUUCUGAUUUUAAAAAAUGUAUCCGGAUACUCAAUGAGAAAUUACCAAUUUUUCAAAAAGUAUUUGAAAACUUGAGAAAAGCUUCAGUUUUCGGAAGUUUAUCUAUUAAAAUUUUUAAUGUUCGAAAAUUUAGUGACAAUCGCCAUGAGUUUUCAGCAAACCCGCAGAUAUUCAAAAGUUUCGCUAACUAUUUCUAAAGUUUCGAAAACUAUCCGUAAGGUAAAGUACCCUAAAGUCGACCGGUGGUGGUCUACUUUGAAUGUUUUAUGGUCAAUUUCUAUGAAAUUGUCACUGAUUCGUAUUAUUUAUUUAAAAAAUUGACCUAUUAAUGUUAAAUCAUAAAGUAAAUGUUAUAAAAACUCUACUAGUCGAGUUAAAGUACCGGUCGACUUAAGGACAGUUUACCUUAUUUCAAUAACUUGUGAUAUCAUCAGUUUUUAAAUGUAUUCUCCUUUGUUAAUUUUAUUUGAUAUUCGAAAACUUGAUUUCAGUAGACAUUCGAAAAUUAUAAAAGAUUUUCUUUCUCGAAAUGUAACUUUGUCAAUUUUUCAAAAACUGUUUAGAAUAUUUGAAAUAUUUUAAAAAUUUUUGAAAAUUUUUAAUUUGUUAUUUCUUAACUUUAACCGAAUCGUAGGCUGUUUUGAAAACGAUGAAUAGAUGGUGAAGUGCAUGCUCUCUCAUCUUCUCCAUAAUCAGCCGAAGGGAAAAUAUCUGAACUUUUGUGAAAUUAUCUGGAGUAAAACCACAUUGAUAUCGUCCAAUAAUGGUCUGAGUGAAUGGGGCUAUUCAACCUAGCAGAAUAGAGAUAGAAGAGAAUAUUUAGUAGACAGUACUCAAUGACGUAAUAUCCCUAUAUUCCUUAUGUAUAGGACGAAUAAUACCAAUUUACCGAAUAUUUGUGACAUCAGCAAAAUGUUCCUAAUACUGAUGAUAUUCGGAAUGAUUUUCUUCAAAAGAUUUACAAAAUAUUUCAAUACUCGAUUUUCGUAAAAAUGUUACUAGUAUUCUUGAUAUUCGCUAAAUAUUCACAAUAUUUCGAAAACUAGCAAAAUAUUCUUAAUAUUCACGAUAUUCGCGAGAUUUGCAAUAUUCGGAAUAAUCAUCACGUUUGAUAUUUCUGCAAAAUGUUCCCGCAAUUCUCUAAAUAUUCGGAUCAUUUACAAAUAUUUCUGAAACCAACAGAAUAUUUUCAAUAUUCACAUCAUUUAAUAUAUUCAGAAUAUUCCAUAUUCAAAAUCUCUCCAAAGUAUUUUCAGUGCUUGAUAUUCACAAAAUUGUCAUAAUAUUCUGUAUACUUGGUAAAUAAUUGCAAUAUUUACAAUUUUCCUGAUAUUUACAAAAUGGUCUUAAUAUCCAUGAUAUUCGCGAGAUUUAUGGCAUUGUAUUCGGAAUAUUCCUUAUAUUCGCAAUCACUGAGAAGUAUUCUCUUUAUUCGUUUUUUAUUGAAUAUUCGCAAAUAUUGUAUUUGUAACAUCAACAGAAUAUUCUUAAUACUCGCACGGUAUUCGCCAGAUUUUCAAUGUUCGGAAUAUUCUUAUUCGAAAGAUUUGCAAAGUAUUUUCAAUGCUCGAUAUUUGCGUAAUAUUUUUAAUAUUCACCAUAUUCGGAAUAUCAAUUAUAUUCGCAAUCUUUGCAAAGUAUUCGCAAUAUUCUGAGUAUUCACAAAAUAUUCGGAAUAUUCCUAAAACAUUCCCAGAAUUUAUAUUCGCCAGUGAAAUGCCCCUUGCUCAUAUUAGAAUAAAAGCUUUGUACAAAGCUUAAAGCAUCGUAGAAUCAAAACAAAAAUAAUGUGUACUAAAAAUGUAUGUUAGGAUAAUUUCUCAACCAUAAAAAAGGAAAAAAAGGGAAAAUCCUCCACAGGAGGAAAGACGAAAGAAGCAAAGUGUAAAUAAGGAGAUAUCGUUGAAAUCAAAAGAAAAAAAGAAAGAAAACUACAAAAGAAAUACCAUUGGGCAAUACGGAAGAAGAAAGUUAUACUCAGAGAUUCCCUUUCAAAGAGCAUUAAUAAUUCACAUAUCGGAAUUGAGUUUUUCUCUCCAAUUUUUCCCCUCUCACCUCAUCUGUUUCCCCCCAUUUCGUCCACACGCAUUUUUGCAAUGAAAAAUUCCACCCACACAAGUCCUCCCUCUUUGAUCCAUCCCCCCAUUUUUCUCACCCUGCAAAAGCAACUUUCAAAGCAAUUUCUAGCACGUAGACAAAUCCUCAGAGUGAGAGAAAUAUAAAGAUGUGAAUAGAAAUUAUUUUCUUAUAAAGAAACUCAUAUAGACAGUAAAUAAAAUUUAGAGUGGCGCAAUUCAAAAGAAUAAUUUAAAAAAAAAAACGGAUGGUUUAGUAAAAGCUUCAAAAAGGACUCUGCAUACUUCAGUUUGAAUAUGGCAUAUUUGAAAUGAUUAUUUUUUAUGUCAAUAUUUUUUAUUUCAACAAUCUUCUAGUUCACGCGGAACCUUUCGGAAUUGCAAAAUCGUUCGAAAAUAAUUUCGAAAAUCCACUUGACGCCAAAACAUUAGUUCGCAGAUUUACCGUCUGAGCGUUUCCAAUUCUCGUUCAAACUGUUUUUGUGAUUCUCGGCGAUUGAUAGCCUCAAAAAGUAAAAAAAGGUUUUCAAGGAAUAAGGAAGAAGUAAAUAAAUAAAAAAAUAAAAGUAACAGGUC
Molecule: messenger RNA, 6863 nt
Organism: Phlebotomus papatasi
Lineage: Eukaryota; Metazoa; Arthropoda; Insecta; Diptera; Psychodidae
Gene: Dpp10
Product: inactive dipeptidyl peptidase 10
Exons: 12
Coding region: 734-3409 (891 amino acids)
Biological process (GO): proteolysis
Molecular function (GO): serine-type peptidase activity; dipeptidyl-peptidase activity
Source: RefSeq, a predicted model, not a curated record